Molecule: messenger RNA, 1230 nt
Organism: Budorcas taxicolor (takin)
Lineage: Eukaryota; Metazoa; Chordata; Mammalia; Artiodactyla; Bovidae
Gene: NIPAL4
Product: NIPA like domain containing 4
Exons: 6
Coding region: 16-1230 (404 amino acids)
Biological process (GO): magnesium ion transport
Cellular component (GO): membrane
Molecular function (GO): magnesium ion transmembrane transporter activity
Source: RefSeq, a predicted model, not a curated record
AGCGCGCAGAGCCCCAUGGAGCUGCCGGCCAGCAACAGCAGCUGCGAGAACGGUUCCCUGAUCAGCCUGUACUGCUCCUCCCAAAAAGUCCUGUGCCAGAUCGUCAGUGACCUCCAGCCUGAGGUGCCCAGCAAUGUCACCUCCAACAGCUGGCAGGAGAGGUUCAGGAAGAACUACAGCUUCUAUGUCGGUCUGGGGCUGGCCAUCCUGUCCAGCUUCCUCGUCGGCAGCAGCGUCAUCCUCAAGAAGAAGGGCCUACAGCGACUGGUGGCCUCGGGCGCCACUCGGGCUGUGGAUGGAGGCUAUGGCUACCUGAAGGACUCAAUGUGGUGGGCUGGAUUUCUCACGAUGGCUGCUGGGGAAGUUGCCAACUUCGGGGCCUACGCGUUCGCUCCUGCCACAGUCGUCACCCCUCUGGGAGCGCUGAGUAUCCUCAUAAGUGCCAUCUUUUCCUCGUAUUUCCUGGGGGAGAGUCUGAACCUCCUGGGGAAGCUGGGCUGUCUGAUCUGCAUGGCUGGCAGCACAGUGAUGGUGAUACAUGCCCCCGAGGAAGAGAAGAUCACCACCAUCAUGGAGAUGGCUGCCAAGAUGAAAGACACAGGGUACAUCGUGUUCGCUGUGUUUCUGCUGGUGUCCUGCCUCAUCCUCAUCUUCGUCGUCGCCCCACGUUAUGGACAAAGGAACAUCCUCGUCUACAUCGUCAUCUGCUCUGUGAUUGGGGCCUUCUCCGUGCCUGCCAGCAAGGGUCUGGGCAUGACCGUCAGGAACUUCUUCCAGGGGCUGCCAGUGGUGCGGCACCCUCUCCCCUACAUCCUGUCCCUCAUGCUGGCGCUUUCCAUCAGCACUCAGGUCAACUUCCUCAACAGGGCGCUGGACAUCUUCAACACCUCCCUGGUGUUCCCCAUCUACUACGUGUUCUUCACCACGACGGUGAUGACCUCCUCCAUCAUCCUCUUCAAGGAGUGGUACAGGAUGUCGGCCGUGGACAUCGUGGGCACCCUCUCCGGCUUUGUCACCAUCAUCCUGGGUGUAUUCAUGCUUCAUGCUUUCAAAGACCUGGACAUCAGCCAGAGCAGCCUGCCCCACAUGCACAAAAACCCACCUGCCACUCCUGCCCCAGAGCCCAGUGUCAUUAGACUUGGAGACAAGAAUGUCCUGGUGGACAACAUGGAACUCUCCAGCACCCCAUCACCAGAAGAGAAGCCAAAAGUGUUUAUAGCCCAUUCGUAA